CCAUACAGCAGAUAGAAAGAUUAUGAAAUGUAAACCAACCCAUUAUGAAAAGCACCUUUCUAGGGCCGUUGCCGUGCAUUUCGUAAUACAAGUUGACCGGUUCCUGGCUUCGACCCUGAGCCACUGUUGCAAACCCUUGCUUGUAUGGAUGUUGCCAGUGUAAUUCCGGCAUUUUUCUGGGAAUGUUAUCAACAUCCCCGGUCAUAGAUUCAAAAACGGUAUCGGUUGCCAUGAUGAGUUGAUUGUGACAGGAAUGUCUGUGCCGCUCAGUAUGGUGUGUGUCGCGGAAUGUCUUGGGAAGGGGUUGAGUGCGAAAACGUCUAAAGUAAUGUUUGAAAUAGACUCAGUCAGCUCCACGUGGAAAAGAUGGGCCACCAUUAGGAUGGCCAUAACUCUCAAGGCAAAUGAAAACAGCCUCGGUUGGGCUAAAGAUAUGUUUCAUGUGGAAUCGUUCUUAUUACUACAUCUCGAUGCUUUCCUUACGACAUUACCAGAUAGUUAUUGCAACAUGCACAACAGGAUACAGACACAUAGCUCAAUUGGAAAUCCAGAGAAGAAGAAAAAAGAAGAACAACAACAUAGAUAAGAAUAUGUGGGGGAGAAAAGAAAGUGGGAAAUAAUCUAAAACGCGUCAGUAGGAUGUUCUCUGGCUCAUAGGUAGAAGGAAUAUGAAGUGACCUACUUUAAUGCAACAGAAAAGAA
Messenger RNA from Umbelopsis ramanniana AG, 702 nucleotides. RefSeq lists its product as uncharacterized. The transcript has a single exon. The coding region runs from base 254 to 586 and encodes 110 amino acids. Lineage: Eukaryota; Fungi; Mucoromycota; Umbelopsidomycetes; Umbelopsidales; Umbelopsidaceae. The record is from RefSeq and is a predicted model, not a curated record.